Molecule: messenger RNA, 2313 nt
Organism: Diospyros lotus (date-plum)
Lineage: Eukaryota; Viridiplantae; Streptophyta; Magnoliopsida; Ericales; Ebenaceae
Product: probable pectinesterase 53
Exons: 7
Coding region: 569-1777 (402 amino acids)
Biological process (GO): cell wall modification
Molecular function (GO): pectinesterase activity
Source: RefSeq, a predicted model, not a curated record
CUGACCUUGUAAAAUAUAACACCCUAUCCUCCAAGUUUCUUCAAUAUAAUACCAUUUCUUUACACUUUACCCACUGAACCUUAACAUGUACAUAAAUGCUCCCUCAAGUUAGGCCUGCUGGAAAUAUAUAUUACUAAGUCGUCUUCUUCUUCUUCUUCUUCUUCCUUGCCUUUGACCAUGAAAAUGGCUGGAGCAGAUCAAGUUCAUGAAGGCAAGGCACUCAAGAACAGUGAAGAGGCAGACUCUUGUAAUCCUCAUCAAUGGAUGACCAUGAAACAUGGCAAUGAUAUAAGCAACUCAGCUUCCAUUUCCUCCUCUGGAGAUCCAACAAGUUCCGAUAUGUCAUCAGAUGUGAUGGAUGAUGCAACAUCAUCAUCAUCAUCACCUUCAUAUGGACCUCUAUAUGAAUUAUCAGAGCUCAUGGCUCAACUCCCCAUCAAGAGGGGUCUUUCCAAGUAUUAUCAAGGGAAGUCUCAAACAUUUGCAUCUUUAGGUUGUGUGAAGAGCCUGGAAGAUCUUGCAAAGAAAGGAAGGCCAUGCAGAAGGAAAAUGAAGGCAUGUAAGAGCUAUGGAGGGGGAUUGGAUAAUCGGAUUCACAGUCCUAAGGCUACCAUAUCAAAGAAGAGUUCGAGGACACAUUCUGGGUAGUAGUAGUAGUACUACUAUCAUUCUGAUUCUAGUGCUUCAAAAUGCAAGCGAAACACUUGGCCACAGCAAGGGCAUUAGGCCGGGAAGAACUUCAGGGAAGGAGCUAACAGAAAACAUGACACAAGUGCAGUUAUCAGAGCAACAGUUCCUGAAAUGGGUGAGGUUCGUGGGCAGCCUCAAGCACUCCCUCUUCAGAACCGCCAAGAACAAGCUCUCCCCCUCCUACACCCUCACCGUUGACAAGAAUCCGGCCGCCGGAGACUUCACCACCAUCCAGGCCGCCAUUGAUUCCCUCCCUUUCGUCAAUCUCUUCAGAGUCGUCAUCAAGGUUCACGCCGGAGUUUACUCGGAGAAGGUCAGUAUACCUCCGUUGAAGUCGUUUGUGACCGUACAAGGAGCAGGAGCAGAGAAGACGAUAGUUCAAUGGGGAGAUACGGCCAUGACGAGGGGGCCAAAUGGGAAGCCACUGGGGACAUUUGCUUCUGCAACUUUUGCUGUGAACGCUCCAUAUUUCAUCGCCAAGAACAUCACUUUCAAGAACACAACGCCACUUCCAGCACCAGGAGCAAUGGGGGCGCAAGCAGUGGCGUUCAGAAUAUCAGCGGAUACAGCAGCGUUUGUGGGUUGUAGAUUCCUGGGAGCACAGGAUACACUGUACGAUCAUGUGGGCAGGCAUUACUACAAGGAUUGCUACAUCGAGGGCUCUGUCGAUUUCAUCUUUGGCAAUGCCCUCUCUCUGUUCGAGGGGUGCCAGGUACACGCGAUAGCGCGGGUGACGGGGGCGGUGACGGCGCAGGGGAGGAAGAGCCUGCUGGAAGAAUCGGGGUUCUCGUUUGUGCGGUGCAAGGUGACGGGGUCGGGGGCCCUGUAUCUGGGGCGGGCAUGGGGUCCCUUCUCCAGGGUUGUCUUUGCCUACACCUAUAUGGACAACAUCAUCAUCCCUCAAGGCUGGCAUAACUGGGGUGAUCCCAACAGAGAAUUGACCGUGUUCUAUGGACAGUACAAGUGCACAGGGCCAGGGGCACGUUUUGCAGGAAGAGUGUCGUGGUCAAGAGAGCUCACCGACGAGGAAGCCAAGCCUUUUAUUUCACUUAGCUUCGUUGAUGGCGCUGAAUGGAUCAAAUUGUAGUAAAAUAGGACGUGAACAUCAGUGAAAUGAUGAUGCAUUAAUUCAUCGAAAUUAGUCCGAAUUGGGCAGCUGAGGAGGAGGCAACGCAAACAGUCAAUAAGCAUAUAUAAUAACCCAUGCAAGGAUGGAUGGAUCCUUGAGACUUUUUUAUGCGCCGUCAGCAGCUGCUGCUGCCCAAUUAGUACUCCCCCUCCGGUAUAAUUAUCAUUAUCCGUAAUAAGAUUCCUGAUUUGAUAAAGCCAAACGAAUUUAAAAGCCCACCUCCCUCAAAACUACUCCUUGCUCUGCUUAAGAUAUCGCCGGCACGACGGUGGUCGCCGGAAAAUGAUAUCUGUAGGUGUUGGUGUCACCAAAUAGCAAAUAGCAGCGUUUGAAGCCUCAAAUGAUUGUAGGUCUUUGCUCGUUGGCAUUUAUUAUAGAUAGAUAGAUAGAUGGUUGGGCCAAGUCUCAAUAAAUAUGGUAAAGCACACAUUUGUUGUUAUACCUAAUAAUGUAUUUAUUUCUAUAUUGCAUUGUUCAAUAAAGAAAUUCACUGA